UUCGCACCCGCACGGUUAGCCAAACGACUACAUUUAGGUCAUCAAAUAUUGCGGUCUUAUGACGUUUACACAUACGGUUUGGAGAGAUUAUUAUCCGUAGCUAGUUACAAUACGUGAGUGAAAAACGGUUUGACAAAACAGCAUGAUUAUCCAAAAAAAAUCUUCCCACAAUGAUAGUUUUUCUUUUAAAAUCAUAAAUGAACAAAUAUCUUUGCAAUUUUUGUGAAACAUUUCGUUUCUGGCAUUUGUAUCCAUGUUUAUUUCACUUUUAAAUAUCUUGUUUAUAGCCGUCCAUAAGUGCCUUUUUCAUUGAUGUCCAAGGCAGUCAAAAGAGGCAUUUCGCAAUUUAACUGAUUACAAAAUCAGCACUGUUAAGUCAUCGACUUCUGUGCGGUCGUUACGUGUACACAGGCCCUUAUAAGAGGCCUUUUGGCUAGCCGUCUGCAUUUCACGCAUAACAAGCUGGAUAUCCGCAAGCAUGGCGACCGAAGGUGCAAGUACCAGCAAGUCAACAAACAAAAAAAACGCGCCUACUCGAUUUUUCCCAGCACUUGACAUUCUUCUUCUCAGAGAACUGGUUGCGGUACAACCAACAACUAAGCCAGCGUGGGAUGAAGUCCACCAACAUGUGAACACAGCUUUGACGGAGGUGAAGCGCGACAGCUUUGUCACUCUCCGGGCAUGCAAGGAUAGGGUGAAAACUCUCCAAGAGGCUCAUACGAAGGACGAGUUGAAAUCUCUUAGAGCGUCUGGGACAGAUGAGGAAUACGAGGAGCGAGCCCAGCUGCUUACUGAGUUGGCCAGCCUUAGCGAGGAAAGGGCGGCCAAAAAGCAGGAAGAAAAACCCGAUCUCAAGGAAGCCCAGGGACGACAAAUACGCCAGGCUGCUAUGGAGACGCUGAAAGUAAGAGACGAUCCGGAAGAACACGCGGAUGGUUUUGAUCGUGAGUUGGACGGAGCUGAUGAAAAUCUCGAACAUCAUGGAAAGAAAGCUGCGAAUUGCACCACCAAGCCGGCAACGAAGAAGCGUCGAACUGAUUCUGCAGAGUACGUGACGUAUCUAAAAGAUAAACUUUCCUUUGAAAAAGAGCGUUUCGAAGUAGAAAAGAAGGAAAGAGAGGCGAGGAUCCAGAGGGAUCAGCAAAUGAUGGAAAUGAUGAUGGCGUUGGCCAAAAACAAAAAUUAGAUGCUGCUCGCAACGAUGUAAGAUUUGACAAAUAAAUAAUUACUCGCAGAAUAAAUUUGGACUUUUCGUCUGUAAUUUGCACAAUUCAAAUAUUUUCUCUACAUUUACAACGCAAAGUUCAGGCUAAAUAGUUCUCUAAAGUUGGAGGGUCCAGUUGAAAGUACUGACUCGUCUGAUUGCCAUAGACACAUGUACGACAGUUGACCAGAAUAGCACCUACCAAGUAAUACUUGGCUACUGGAGACAACAGUACUUUUAAAUUUUUCCUAAAGUCCAAAAACGCGUAGUUUCGCACCAAAUUUCCGAACUCCCAUUCCACGCAUUGACGGACAGAGGACAUUCUCCUGUUGAAUUCUUCUUCUGCGGCACACAGGUUUGCUCCUCUGAAUGGACUCGACAGAUACCUUCGAAUGGGAUAAGCCGGAUCGCCGUAUAUUGCAAAUGGCAGGCCAUUCCUAUCAGUGAGAUCUCUAGCCUCCAUUUGCU
Molecule: messenger RNA, 1672 nt
Organism: Lineus longissimus
Lineage: Eukaryota; Metazoa; Nemertea; Pilidiophora; Heteronemertea; Lineidae
Exons: 4
Coding region: 479-1186 (235 amino acids)
Source: RefSeq, a predicted model, not a curated record